Molecule: messenger RNA, 1316 nt
Organism: Fomitopsis serialis
Lineage: Eukaryota; Fungi; Basidiomycota; Agaricomycetes; Polyporales; Fomitopsidaceae
Exons: 1
Coding region: 193-1101 (302 amino acids)
Source: RefSeq, a predicted model, not a curated record
CACUACCCGCACCACCCCGCGCCGCCCGGCUACGCCGCGUACGACCACGGCCACCUCCCCGGCUGGGCGGGCUUCCCCGGGAGCACGAGCCUCCCGAACCUGCAGCUGCACCUCGCCGGCGGGGCCGCGGGGGGCCAUCCGUGGGGUCACGCCGGGCAGAGGGCGCACAGCCCGACGCGGGCGCACCCGAAGAUGCGCGUGCGCGAGCCGCCCGUGCCGCCGGGCCUGGCGAAGAAGCGGAGGCUGUUCCGCGAACGCGAGAGGGGAAGGGACGCGGGCGCGGAUGGGGGCGGUCGCUCGAGCGGGCUUCCUGGCGUGCUUGGGUCGGCUGUGUCGCAGGCGGUGGACGGACCCCGACCGCUGUCCGUUCUGCCACCUUCGCCCCUUGCUGCUCGGAGUCCCACCUUGGUCAUGGACGUCUCCCGGAAGCUGAGUCUGGACAGGAGCGAGAGCGACGACACGGUCGUCGGCAGUGCCAGCGAGCGAGAUGAAGGGGACGUGAAAUUCGCGCCGUUGGAGUCCAUGGAGCUGACACUUGUCGUUGAGAGGGAGGUCGAGGUCGAGCCUAUCCUCGACGACAGCUCUGGUGAGGGCGGUGUUCGCGCAUCUGGAGCGGUGCUGCAUAUUGGGGAGAACGCAGUGGGCGUCGACGGAGACGAUCACGACCGACCCCCUCACUCACCACCCUCUGCCCCUUCCUCGGCGCCCGCUUUCGUCGCCGUCGGCGCCCCCGACUCCUUCACAGCCGUCCUUCCAAUGUCUGACGCCCUACCACCUUCUGACAUCUCUGACACCGACAUUCACGCACUCAUGCCCCUCGACACCGCCGCCUCAACGCCGCCUCACGAGCACACACACGAGUCUCACGAUACCAGCGACGACACCCCCCUCCCUACACACGCCCAUAACGAUCGCGACACACACGACUCCGAUCAUGACCACGACCACGCCUACAAAACAGAAGCGGAGGUGGAGGAGGUCGCUGCGCCCAUACAUGACGGCGCCCGGCCUCUCCUGCUCCGCGACGCGGACCCUCCCGCUCUGCCUCUCCUCCCCGCUGAUCUUGCUCCCGACUAUGUGAUGCACGCAGCGGGGCCGUGACGGACCCGGCUCGCUGGUCGUGCUCGCGUCUCCGUUGUAUCUGUAUCUCGCGCACAGCCUAUCGUCGAUGCGUAUAUGCCAGUCGUCUUUUGGGUUCCCGUGGCCGUUUGGGUCUCUUUUGUUUUGUGGUGGUUCGGUACUUGGCGCGGACGGUCGCGGUGCGACUUGGCUCGCCUCACACCGCGCCCCUUACAUAGCUCAUUCCGCGUUCGCCC